This is a messenger RNA of Trichomonas vaginalis G3, 924 nucleotides long. Its product is annotated as transposon family. Lineage: Eukaryota; Parabasalia; Trichomonadida; Trichomonadidae. The coding region runs from base 1 to 924 and encodes 307 amino acids. Gene Ontology annotation, molecular function: DNA binding. The transcript has a single exon. Gene Ontology annotation, cellular component: nucleus. The record is from RefSeq and is a predicted model, not a curated record.
AUGGAUGAACGGAGAAUAUCGUAUCGAUUCAUAAAUGACUUCACUAAGAGGAAUAAGUUGUCAUUCCGUAUGAUACGAAGCAAGAAAAGAGAAGAAGUCGACCAAUCUCAAGUAGAAUUGUUCAUCACAGAAGUAAAUAACAUUAUUGAAUACCUUCCGUUAAACAUGAUCUUCAACAUGGACAAGACUCCUGUAAAUUUUGUUUUCUUACAUGGAAAAGUUCUUGCCAAUGUAGGAGAUCGAGUUACAGCUCAUCUACCUAAUGAUUUCAAACAAUCCUUUACAGAAAUCUGUACAAUUUCGUUGGAUUGUAAGUUAUUUCCAACAAUUUUCCUAGCAACAGGAAAAACUGACUUGUGCCACAGACAGUUUGAUGGGAUCGAAACGAGAUAUCCAUACAAAAUAAUGCAUUCUGGUGGUAACACGAGUACAGAUGUAAUGUUGGACUAUCUUGAACUUCUUCAUGAUUGGGCAAAUAAAGAACCUUGCGCUCUUCUUAUAGAUCAAUAUAGGUCUCACAUAAAAUCUCCUGUUGUUGCUAAAGCUUCCAAACUCAAUAUAGAGCUCAUCUACGUUCCAAAGUCUGGUACUGACAAAUACCAGCCUCUUGAUAGGCGUGUAUUCGGAGCUGUGAAGGCAAAGUAUGCAAUGAAAGUUGCUGAUCGCAUCUUUGAGAAUUCGACUCCUAUCUCCAAACCAGAAGCUGCUUCCUGCUUUAUUCGAGCAUGGAACACAGUCAGUUUAGCCACAUUGAUAACUGCUUGGCGCAUUCCAGGUUCAAACCUAGAAAAUUUCGAUCAAGAAACUCUAGGAGCGCAAGCAGAUGAAAGCGAUGAUGAAAAUUCCUCUAGUGAUGGUGAAUUUGAGGAGGAUGAAAAACCUUAUUCCGAUAAUGAAGAUGAUGAUGACGAUUACCAUCAAUAA